AUACUUAUAAAAUAUAUUAUAAAAAAAAGCAAGUCAGCAUUGUUGUCAAUAUGUAAAUAGGAACAAAUAAUGUUCGGUCUUCUUAAGAUGCCUCAAGAUUCCUAAAAAAUUAUUCAUAACUUUGUUUUGCAGAGACUGGACAGUAAAAUAUCUAUAUUUACCAUAUUCGUACAGCUUUAAUACGUAUGCCAUAAGGAGUAAGUAUACAGUGGGACAAAUUAUCCGUGACUAUGUUUGGCCUGUAAUUCGUAUGAAUCUGACUCAUGUUUAAUAUAUUUGGCUCGUAAACCAUGAGUCUUACUCGAUAUUUUGAGAGAAGAGGUUGUGUAGUUCGAACGUCAUAACAAUUACAAGCAUUUUUCGAUUAUUUCUGGAUUAUGUGAAUUACAACAUCGUUUUUUAAUUGUAUUCAACGCUUCAUACCUAGAAUUUAAAAUACAAAUAUUUCCGGCAAAAUGGAUGCCUCAAAGAAUUUUACUGUGGAAAAUAAUGUUUAUAAAGGAAGAAUAUCUUAUACUAAUUAUAAGAACCUUGGAGAAAUAAUAUGGUCUAAACUUAAGAGCAAUGCAGAUAAAAUUGCACACUUGGAUGCAUGUACUGAGAAAGCAGUUACGUAUGCAGAGCUACAAGACAAAAUCGUGAAAUGUGCAUUGUGGCUUCAAAAACAAGGAAUCAAAUCUGGUGAUGUCGUCAGCGUGUGCACAAAUAAUCAUCUGAAUUCUAUCGUGCCCUGCUUAGCGGCAAUUUAUGUUAAUGCGAUCUUUAAUCCAUGGGAUGAAAAUAUGAAUUUGAAAAUCUCGCUCCAUGUCAUGCGCCUAACUACUCCGAAAAUAAUAUUCUGCAGCGAGAAAUCCGUAAACGUUAUCUUGAGUACGAUAAAUGAAAUCGACUACAACCGUACUGUUGUGGUUUUUGGCAAUCAUCCCAACGCAAUUUCAUUUUCUGAUAUUUUGAAUAUGUAUAUGGAUUCAGAAGUGGCGAAUUUUCGAUAUAUCGAGCCAAAAGACAACAAGCAAACGACAUGUAUUAUGCACUCAUCAGGCACCACGGGGAUGCCGAAGGCAGUCGAAAUGUCUAAUUACUCUCUAUUACACAUUUGUGAGGAUAAAAAUAUUUAUAUGACUAAUGCAGUAUCACUUUGGUUCUCAUCGCUUUAUUGGUUAAGCGGAAUAAUAAUGAAUCUAACAGCGAUCGCACAGGGUGCCAAAGUUAUUUUAUAUCCGGAAUUCGAUGAAGAAAUGACAUGUCGACUGAUCGAGAAAUAUAAGAUAACAUUGAUUUUCUUGAGCACGAGCUCGAUUGGUCGGUUUCUUAAAACGGGUUACAUAAAGAAGUAUUCCUUAUCAUCUUUAGAAGUUAUACUGUGUAGUGGUGCAACAUUGAAGUCAAAAAUACAGGAAGAAAUAAAAUGUAUUUUACCGCAUGUUCAAAUAUUACAAGGUUACGCAAUGACAGAAAUCUGUGGAAUUGGAACUUUGCAGCUUUCGAAUCAUAAGAACGGGUCUUGCGGGACAGUAACCGAAAAUAUACAAAUAAAGGUCGUAAAUCCAGAAAACGGAAAAAUCCUCGGUCCGAAUAAUUCAGGAGAAUUGUGGAUAAAAACGGAGACUUUAACGAAUGGUUACUACAGGAAUCCUGAAGCGACAAAAAACACUAUUGAUGAAGAAGGAUGGCUGCAUUCGGGUGACAUCGGUUAUUUCGAUGAAGACGGAGAACUCUUUAUUAUUGAUAGAAUGAAAGAGCUUAUAAAAUAUAGAGGAUAUCAAAUCUCACCUGGAGAAAUUGAAGCUGUUUUAAUGUCACAUCCAGCAGUGCUAGAAGCUGCAGUAAUCGGGGUACCUCAUGCAAUGGAUGAUGAACACCCUAUUGCUUAUGUCAUGAAAUUGCCCGGAGCCGAGGUGACGGAGCAAGAAUUGAUUGAUUUAGUGGCAAAUAAUAUGAUAGAUCAAUAUAAGCUUCGUGCUGGAGUGAUAUUUUUGGAUACUUUUCCCUAUACAGGUUCCGGAAAAGUCGCCAGAAAAGAAUUGAGAGCAAUUGCAAAAAAACUAGCACUUGAAUAAAAUAAUGA
This is a messenger RNA of Camponotus floridanus (Florida carpenter ant), 2068 nucleotides long. Its product is annotated as 4-coumarate--CoA ligase 1-like. Gene Ontology annotation, molecular function: long-chain fatty acid-CoA ligase activity. Gene Ontology annotation, biological process: fatty-acyl-CoA biosynthetic process; long-chain fatty acid metabolic process. The transcript has 11 exons. NCBI's taxonomy places the organism in Eukaryota, Metazoa, Arthropoda, Insecta, Hymenoptera, Formicidae. The record is from RefSeq and is a predicted model, not a curated record. The coding region runs from base 456 to 2060 and encodes 534 amino acids.